AUGCGCGAUGGAGCUCAAGUGGAGGUGCACGACGACGUGCACGCGGCGGGGGAUGUGGAGGAGUGGGUGAACCCCAUGUACGCCACUGCCCAGGAGGAGGAGGAGGAGGAGGAGGAGGAGGAGGAGGAGGAGGAAGAGGAGGAGGAGGAGGAGGAGGAGGAGGAGGAGGAGGAGGAGGAGGAGGAGGAGGAGGAGGAGGAAGAGGAGGAGGAGGAGGAGGAGCGGGACAAGGAGGCACCGGAGGAGGACGACGAUAUGGAGGAGGUGGACGGCGAGGAGGAGGAGGACUUCGCGCCCUCCCUCCCGUCUCCUUUGUGCUCUCCCUCCCGUUGCCUGUCCGCCCUCCUUUCCGUCUCCUUCGCGCUCUCCCUCCCGUUGCCUGUCCGCCCUCCCUCCCUUCGCCUUCGCGCUCUCUCUCCCGUCGCCUGUCCGCUCCCCCUCCCCUCGCCUUCGCGCUCUCCCUCCCGUCGGCGCCCUCCCUCCCGUCUCCUUUGCGCUCUCCCUCCCGUUGCCUGUCCGCCCUCCCUCCCGUCUCCUUCGCGCUCUCCCUCCCGUUGCCUGUCCGCCCUCCUUUCCGUCUCCUUCGCGCUCUCCCUCCCGUUGCCUGUCCGCCCUCCCUCCCUUCGCCUUCGCGCUCUCUCUCCCGUCGCCUGUCCGCUCCCCCUCCCCUCGCCUUCGCGCUCUCCCUCCCGUCGGCGCCCUCCCUCCCGUCUCCUUCGCGCUCUCCCUCCCGUUGCCUGUCCGCCCUCCCUACCUUCGCCUUCGCGCUCUCUCUCCCGUCGCCUGUCCGCUCUCCCUCCCAUCGCCUUAUUGCUCUCCCUCCCGUCGCCUUUCUCCUUCCCCACUUAUCUCCUAUCGCUCACGUCCUCCCCUCCCAUCGGCAUCGCGCUCACGUUCCGCCCUCCCGUCACCAUCGCGCUCACGUGCACCUGUCUUCGCAUCGCCUUCGCGCUCAUGGCCUCCCCUCCGAUCACGUCUCGCGACAUAAGUUAA
This is a messenger RNA of Closterium sp. Naga37s-1, 993 nucleotides long. NCBI's taxonomy places the organism in Eukaryota, Viridiplantae, Streptophyta, Zygnematophyceae, Desmidiales, Closteriaceae. The record is from the annotation of a GenBank genome assembly.